AUUUUUUUUAUUUAUUUAAUUGUUCUUAUUUAUGUUUAUUUUAUGAAUUUGAUCAUGUCAUUCACACAUUUACAGUAUGCUAAAUAUCCACCAAUCACAGCAUUUUCUACCUACUUCCACUUCCUGUUCUAUCGUAUGAAUACAUUUUUUAUCACACCAAAACAUAUUGCUAUUUAAAACUUGAUAAUUCAUGCUCAUGUCUUUAGCAUUUAAUCGACAUGGAUAAUCUUAGUCAGCAGAUCGAUGAAGUUGAAGCCUUAGUGGCUAUUUACGGAGACGAUUGGCAAGUAGAAGAUGAAGAGAAUCGAGCUUUUAGUAUGAAUAUACGUGAUGGAGAUAAAUUCGUAAAACUUUAUGUUAAAUUAUCUAAUGAUUAUCCUUCUUCUGCUCCACCGUAUUAUGAAUUAUCAGCACCUCAUUUAAAUUUUCAACAAAAGAAUCAUAUUUGUCAACUUCUUGAAGAGGUAUACUUAUCAGCGAUCGGCGAACCAAUUUUAUAUGCGUGGAUUGAAAGAAUUAGAGAAGAAUUACAAAUAAAUAAUAACAAUGAUCUUAAAGAACCAAAUUCAGAAGAAAAUGAUGAAAAGAUAGCCCAAAUAGUACCGUCAUUAAAUGAUAUCGAAGAAUGUCCAAAGAUUUAUCAUGGUGAUGUAAUUGUAGAUAGAAAAAGUUCAUUCCAAGGCCAUGCAGCUCAAGUAUUUUCUGUUAAACAAGUCAAGUUAGUUUUGAAGAGUUUGCUGGAAAUCAAAAAAAUAGAUCAAGCUACUCAUAAUAUUUAUGCAUACAGAAUACUGAAUGAUGAUACAAAAAUAGUAGCUCAAGAUUGUGAAGAUGAUGGAGAAAGUCAAGCAGGUGGAAGAUUAUUACAUUUAUUACAAAUAGUUGAUGUAAAAAAUGUGAUAGUUGUUGUAUCCAGAUGGUAUGGAGGAAUACAUUUAGGACCAGAUAGAUUUCGACACAUAAAUAAUGCAGCUCGACAAGCUUUAGAGACUGCAAAUUUAAUAAGCAGAAAUAAAGAUCACAAAAAGUGAAUUUGUAUAUAUGUAAAUAACAAUAUCUUUGAUACAACAAUGCUUGAUUUAUAUAUUUUUUUAUGACUAGCAUAAAAAAUAUCAAAACAACUUUAACUAACAUUAAAAUAAUCAAUGUAUAAGAUUCUGAAGAAUAGA
This is a messenger RNA of Chelonus insularis, 1169 nucleotides long. RefSeq names its product protein IMPACT-like. Gene Ontology annotation, biological process: regulation of translational initiation; GCN2-mediated signaling. NCBI's taxonomy places the organism in Eukaryota, Metazoa, Arthropoda, Insecta, Hymenoptera, Braconidae. Bases 219 to 1031 code for a protein of 270 amino acids. The record is from RefSeq and is a predicted model, not a curated record. Gene Ontology annotation, molecular function: protein binding. Gene Ontology annotation, cellular component: cytoplasm. The transcript has 4 exons.